Messenger RNA from Bacidia gigantensis, 1359 nucleotides. RefSeq lists its product as uncharacterized. The record is from RefSeq and is a predicted model, not a curated record. Bases 1 to 1359 code for a protein of 452 amino acids. The transcript is spliced from 4 exons. Lineage: Eukaryota; Fungi; Ascomycota; Lecanoromycetes; Lecanorales; Ramalinaceae.
AUGAGUCUCAUGAGCAUCACCCCGCAAGAGAAGGCGUAUCAGCUGGCGCAUCCGAACGAAAGCAGCGUGCCCGGCCUCAUAACAUGGAAUAUCGUCGGUCUAUGUGUUGUUGAAGUGGCAGUCAUCCUACGAUUUUGGGCGAGGAAGAUCCAGAAGACGCCAUACAAAGCCGACGACUAUGUCCUUAUGGUUGCUGCGGUUCUGGUAAUAGGUCAUUGUGUUUGCGUGGUUUUAAAUAUAAAGAACGGGUUUGGCCACCACACCCUGACGGUCACGCCGGCGCAAUCGAGAGUCCGAGGAAGAGUCGGAUACGCUUACGGAUUCAUCUACAACACCACCUUCCCCAUCUCCCGCAUUGCCCUCGUCCUCCUCUACAAAAGGAUCUUCAACGUGAAAUUAUGGUUCCAAUACGCCUGCUGGUUCAUGAUCGCCGCCUACUGCGGCUACAUGAUCUCCUGGAUAGUCGUCGUAGCCAUCCAGGUGCUCCCCGUCAACGCAGUGUGGGACAAAAAAGUCAAGAUCACGCAUACAAUCGACCCGCGAAAGCUGCAACUCGGCAACUGCAGCUUCAACAUCGCAACGGAUGCGCUGCUGCUCGUCAUGCCGCUCAUGGUCGUCUGGUCCCUCCAAAUGAGCAAAAUGCACAAACUGGGCGUCAGCGCGAUUUUCUGCCUGGGAGUGCUGACGUUGAUCGCAAGUAUUAUGCGAUGCUACUACACGUUUACGGGCAAAGUCUACCUCGGCAUCCUCUGCCCGUGCCUCGUGACCUUCCGGCCCCUAGUCUGGGGCUCCUACAACUUCUUCUCCUCGUACCUGAACCGGUCCGGGCGGGCGCGCAUGGCGAAAAUCACCGGCGUGGACACAGCCUCGGAUUCAGGCCAGGGCUCCGGCCUCAAAAAAGUCACAGAUCACUCCACAGCCUCCACCGGCUCGCCCUUCCCGCUUUCUAGAAAUCGCAACACGGAGCCGACGCUGCUGUCGUCGAAAUACGGGAAUGGGAAUGGGUUUGGGGAGGGAGAGGGCGAUGUCGAGGCCCAGUUGAGUACGCAUGAGGAUGACGAGAGGGAGUACAAUGGCGCUGCGGGACGUGAUAAGGGGUAUUGGUAUCAUGAGUAUGGUGCGGGUGGGGGCACGGAGAGGGGAAAGGGCGGUAUGGCCGUGAACCAAGAUGUUGCGCUCGCGAACCUGGAUCCGAGAUCUGAGGCGAGGGAUUUGGGCCAGGGACGGACGGAGCGGUUGGGCACGAGUACGCAUGCGGGUGUUGGGGGCGAAGGGGAGAGGAGACGGAAUGUGCCUGAUAGUAGUAUUGGGGUUGAGCGGGGUUGGAGGUUGGAGAGUAGUGAGGGAAGAGCGCGAUGA